AUUUAGCAUUGAAAGACCUAAAAUGGCAGAAACAAAGGUAAGCCUGAAGCUUUUGAUAGAGCAGAAGAGCCAACGAGUGCUGUUUGCUGAAGCAGACAAGUCAUUUGUUGAUUUACUCUUUAGCAUUUUCACUCUGCCGUUGGGAACUGUGACAAGGCUCCUACGAAAGCAAAACAUGGCAGGCUGCUUGCGUAGCCUGUACAAGAGCAUUGAGAAUCUGAGUGAUAUUUACAUUCAGCCGGACCAAGACAAAAACUUUCUGCUAAGCCCAAAAGUAGCCAAUAUUUCUGGUGCUAAAGUCCCUCUCCUCUUGCCAAGCCUUGAGCAGUCGGGCACAGACAGGAAAAUUUAUAGGUGUGGUGGCUACAACAACUGUCAGUACGUGGCUAAUGACCCGAGAGCAAUUUGUCCUUCGUGCAGGAAUCAAAUGGCCACCGAGCAAACUUAUGUAGAUUACCCACCGAAGGAUACUAACGCAUCCUCCUCUAGUGAGGGGGGUUACGUGAAAGGGGUGAUCACAUACAUGGUGAUGGAUGAUCUGGAGGUGAAGCCUAUGUCAACCAUCUCUUCUAUCUCUUUACUUACCAAGUUCAAUGUCAGGGACCUUGGAGCCGUUGAGGAGAAAGUGGUGGAUUUGGGCAUGCAUGAGGUUCUGAGUUUGUUGGAAGCUUCUUUGCAAUCGAAGACUGUUCUGACCGAUAUCUUUCUUCGAAACAAUACUGACAAGGAGGAGAAGAUUGUUUUGACCCAUGUCAUCCUUCAAAAUGAUACCGACAAGGACGAGUAAUUCAGGUUGUGGGUAAAAAGAUCCAAAUGAAGUUACUGUUGCUUCUAAUUACUCUUUUAAUUUCAAGAUGCAAGAACUCUAUGUAAUAAUUGGUUCAGAAAGUGUUAAUUGUGAGAUUGGUAUUUUGGCGUUUUAUUGCAACAAUGUUUCUCAAGUUCUGUUAUAUGAACUUGUAUGUUUCAUGUUAAUCAAAUCUGGUUUGCUA
Messenger RNA from Corylus avellana, 992 nucleotides. NCBI's taxonomy places the organism in Eukaryota, Viridiplantae, Streptophyta, Magnoliopsida, Fagales, Betulaceae. The record is from RefSeq and is a predicted model, not a curated record.